AUGCGAGGCUGCUUCACUUUUGUAAGUGCUCUGAUGAGCUUGCUCAACGGCCUCGCAUCGCUCGAGAACAACCAGCUUGACAUUGUCCUCCAACGCGUGCGCAACGCCGACGAGGAGCUCACCAAAGAUGAAGAUUGGCCAGGGAAGACAGUGCUACGAGGCCUUUGCAAUCUCGUGGCCGGCGUCGUCGAGAUUAUGCAAGGAAUGCCUUCCCGUGGGGUGUGGCACGUGCUUCGAUCCUGGCUUUGGCUGCGGAAUUUAGAGGUGGAGGCACUGAAUUACGAGGGCCACGAGCGCUGCUGCGUUCGGUCCACGGCACUUCUGGCCCUUGGGGUGUUCAACCUGUUCGUGUCUAUGCUGCCUCCAACUGCAAUGAAGGCUGCUGGCUGGGCCACUGGGUUCGCCGGUGGCCGGGACGUGGCUCUGGCUCAGCUGCAGUCGUGUUGGGAAGAAGGUGGCAUCCAGGCGCCGUUUGCUGGCCUGGUGCUGAUCGGCUUCUCUGUCGAUGUCUCUUCCUUCCUCGGGGAGCUCCGCGUUGAGCGCAACAAGCGGCACACGACGGCGCGCUCUAUCCUCGACUGGGCGAACUCUGCCCAGAGAGGUUGUAGAGGUGUUUGUGGAGUCGGUGGGACAGUAGAAGUUGUGGACUGCUUCUUGGUUGGAACGGAUUGGUUUGAGAGUCACAAGAACGGAGAGGGACCAGACAGCGAGAGAGAGCAUUGCUUUUUCUGGUUGCCACAAGGAAGACGAACUACCCCAGCGCUUUCUUCUUCAAGGGCCUCGAGAGUGGCUACCUUGCAGCCAAUCAAGAUCUAG
Molecule: messenger RNA, 816 nt
Organism: Symbiodinium sp. CCMP2456
Lineage: Eukaryota; Dinophyceae; Suessiales; Symbiodiniaceae
Source: the annotation of a GenBank genome assembly